Aspergillus aculeatus ATCC 16872 is the source of this 1032-nucleotide messenger RNA. RefSeq lists its product as uncharacterized. Bases 1 to 1032 code for a protein of 343 amino acids. NCBI's taxonomy places the organism in Eukaryota, Fungi, Ascomycota, Eurotiomycetes, Eurotiales, Aspergillaceae. The transcript has 2 exons. The record is from RefSeq and is a predicted model, not a curated record.
AUGCCUUCCGCUGCUGUCCAACCCAAGCAAAUCCUGAAGCGAGCACCGUCACAGAAGGAAUAUGAGUUUCUGCAAGAAUGGGCUCCCGAGACUCUGAAGAACUACGAAGUACCCUCCCAACAGACCGUUUUUCGACCUCCUCAGGCUGCUCCAGUCAGAGAACAGGGAAUACCCACUCAGAGACAUCCUAGAUUGCGCACCUCUUCCUUGUAUGAAGAUUGGAAAGCUCACGCUGCCUCCUCCCAGGGAGAGAACGCGAACAAGGAAUGCACUCCUUCUCCCCACGCCCCGGCACAGAAGGUUGACCAAUUGCCACAUCCUGUGAGCUUGAAGGCUGCUACGGUCGCUGCUGAGAAACCAAUUCAUUGUCUGCAGUCCAAAACAAACGUGAAGGGCUCUCAGCAGGUUUGUUCGAAGAGCAAUACUCUCCAACCUCACCACUACGCUCAAACUACCGUCAGCGCUAGCAAUCGAUUCAACACUGCUCAUGCGGGUGAUAGAAAGUUAUCCAAAUCGAUUGCUGAUCCUGCCAACGUUCCGCACGAAUCACAACAGAACUCAUGUACUAGCUCCUCUAGUUCCACAACACCAGAGGCCUCUAUCUCUGGGCAAAACUCUGAAAGUAGACCCGCUGAGUUUAACGAGCUACACCACCCUCGCAUCUCGAAUUUGUCCGCAGGAAAAGCACCCAAGCCCGUGGAGACAUCCAAGUCUGCGGAAACAUCCAAGCCCAGUGGUGAAAGUCAGCAGAAACAAAACCUCAAUGGUCUGACUACCACCGCAGCACAGACACUCAAGCCUACUGAGCCCAUCAAGAAAGCUGUCGAAAGCAGACAGAAGCUACGGAUUGGGUCUGUUUGCUACACCGCGCCUAAUGGCACGCGUUUUCCUCGUCACAAUGACUUGCUCAAGUGGUCAAUCGGAGUCAAGAAUCAACACAAUGAUCUUGUGAUUUUCCUGCCUGUCUUUGUCGAGAGCCCAUGGAAAGGCCUUAAACCUAUUUUGACCACAUGUGCUUCGCGGUACUGGUAG